CUUCAUCCAGUCUCGCUCUUACACUCAACCAACAACCAUGUCUCACACCUCCUCUCUCCUCCACCCUCUCCACUCCCUCAAACUCUCCACCACCGCCACCGGCGCCGCCGCCGCUGCCGCCACCACCACCUUCCUCCAUGGGACCACCCCGCUCUCUCUCCUCGCGAAGCCCGCCUCCCUCUCGCUCCCCGCGUCCCGCCCGCCCGUCACUUCCCUGCCCCCCAUCCGGGCCAUGCGCACCCUGCAGGGCCGCGUCGUCUGCGCCACCAGCGACAAGACCGUCGCCGUCGAGGUCACCCGCCUCGCCCCACACCCCAAGUACAAGCGCCGCGUGAGGAAGAAGAAGAAGUACCAGGCCCACGACCCCGAGAACCGGUUCAAGGUCGGCGACGUCGUCCAGCUCGAGAAGAGCCGCCCCAUCAGCAAGACCAAGACCUUCCUCGCCGUCCCGAUCGCCGCCAGGAACGUGAGGGCGGUGAGCAAGAGCGGCGGGGAUGGGGAUGGGGAUGGGGAUGGGGAGGGCGAGCUUGGCCUGCCGUUGGAGUCGCAGGGUCAGCAAUAGGGUUGGAAUUUGAGGUUCAUUGUCGGAAAUUCUCGCUGCUUAAGCAUGAAUUCUUUCUUUCCCUUUUUCCGAAUUCCUGUUAUCUGUAAUGUGCUGAAUUGUAUUUCGACGAACUUCGUGAUUGAGUAUAGUGGAAUUUGGAUCUGAAUUGAGCUGCGUAA
This is a messenger RNA of Syzygium oleosum, 723 nucleotides long. Its product is annotated as 30S ribosomal protein S17, chloroplastic. Lineage: Eukaryota; Viridiplantae; Streptophyta; Magnoliopsida; Myrtales; Myrtaceae. The coding region runs from base 38 to 562 and encodes 174 amino acids. The record is from RefSeq and is a predicted model, not a curated record. Gene Ontology annotation, cellular component: ribosome. The transcript has a single exon. Gene Ontology annotation, biological process: translation. Gene Ontology annotation, molecular function: structural constituent of ribosome.